Molecule: messenger RNA, 1842 nt
Organism: Dromiciops gliroides (monito del monte)
Lineage: Eukaryota; Metazoa; Chordata; Mammalia; Microbiotheria; Microbiotheriidae
Gene: TDRD10
Product: tudor domain containing 10
Exons: 14
Coding region: 219-1310 (363 amino acids)
Molecular function (GO): RNA binding
Source: RefSeq, a predicted model, not a curated record
CGCCGCCCGGCUUCGCCCGUUCCGACACCGUUUUCAGCGUCAGCGGUAACUCCUUGAACCACUUGGCUGCCAUGGGGGGCGCCCGGCCGGGGAGCGUCGUGGCCCCUCCAGAGACCGAGCCGGCGAGCAAGUUCUGGGGAGCUCUGUGAAAAGAAAGUGGGUGCGAGGAGGCCGAGAAGUCUGGUGAUUCCUUCAAAAAGAAUUAAAGAACUGCAAACAUGUCUGUGAGCAGUGGUGAACACCGACCUUUUACUAAGUACCCCAAGAAGAAUGGGAAGUCAGAACAGCAUAAAACCUUGGGACACAGGAAGAAAGAAUCAGAGGUAUAUGUUGGAAAUCUUCCAUUGGACACCAAGGAGGAGGACAUUCUAUCCCUUCUGAAGGACUUUGGCCCACUCCGUGUCCAGAAAGUCCAGAAUGGCUGCAAAUGCUUUGCAUUUGUUGACCUGGCCUCUGCAGAGAAUGUGCACCUUGCAGUCAAGCAGCUGAAUGGACAGAUGUUUCAUAACCGGAAGUUGUACCUGAACUCAAACAACUGGAUCCCCAAGCAGAGCUUAGACUCCACGAAGGGCAACACAGAGUUACCGGCUUUGGAGAAUGUUCCCUUUGAAGACAAAGCUAACGUGAUUUUUGGUGAAGAAGAGGAAGCUACCAAGACUCCUGUGCCUGCCAGCCAGACCCCUCGAGCACCUGUUUCCCCUAAUGUAACUGAAAGACCAAGGACAGCCUCCUAUGCUGUUCCCAUGGAGAUGAGAGGAUCCUUCUUGGUGUUUCUUCUACGGGAAUGUUUCCAAGACCUCAGCUGGCUGGGCAUCAUCCGCAGCAUCCGAGGGGAAGUGGGGCUGCUGGUAACGGACACAAUUCCCCAAACACCAUUCUUCUGGGCCAUACACCUCACUGAGGAAGCUCAUAUGAACAUGGAGAAGCUGUUCUAUGCCCUGGCAGAAGUGGAGGAGCAGCAGCCUUACCUGGCGGAGGCAGAGGUUCAGCGUGGGAUCCGCUGCUUGGGAGAAUGCCACUUGGGGGACGACGAUGGUGGGGCUUGGAACAGGUGCUGGGUGUUGGACCGAAUAGGUGACUGGGCUGUGGUGUUCUUCAUUGAUUUUGGCUGCUCAGCCACUCUCCCUGUGCAGUCUCUGCGAAGCCUGGACAGUGAUGAUUUCUGGGCCAUCCCGCCUCUGACUCAGCCCUUUAUGCUAGAAAAAGAAAUUCUCACUUCCAAGAAAGCUAUUCGUCAAGUCAUGAAGGGAAAAAUCACUGGCUGCUUGAGCAUGGAGUCUCACAUCCUGAAGUUUGAAGAAAUGAAAUGACAAACCUGCUCAUUCAUUUUUGGUUCCCAUUUCACCCCCACCCCAGUUUCCUAGAUAAUAUCAAACUCCACCCAUUUUGCUUGUAGCCAUUUUGUUUCAUCCCUUCCUAUUGGAUCACUUUUACUCCUAUAUUCCCAGGAUAAGUUUGGGAUUAGAUUUGAUCAGAUUCCAGUUCCCAGGGCUCUGGACCCCAGCACAAAACAUGGAAAUCCUAGGAAAAGAGUAGUUAGAAAGCUUUCCAUUUGCCCUGGUGCUCUUCUAAGAAAUUAGCUGUAUGUGAAGGGCAGUUUAAACUUAACAUAGGACCUCUUGAUUUAUGGUAAGAGCCUGAGUUGGCCCAUAUAUUUUUUUUCUUUUUGUAGCCCUUCUGCCAUGCUCCAGGAACAGGGAAUAAAUUGCCUUUGCAGAUUUGUUGGAUGGAGGGUAUUGUUGCAUUAAUAUCAUGUCUGAUAUUAUGUAUGAAAUCAUUUUAGGUGGAAGGUAUUGACCCAAGGUUUGUCUCCCUAUCUGGUGAGAGUUACUGGGAGCCAAA